AUGGCAUUGUCUUCGCGCCUGUUGACCUUGCGACGCUCACCAAUCCUCCUCCGACUCCCGCCAUAUCUCUCCGCGCUCUGCGUGCUCGCCGGCGUGAUCUGGCUACUACUCUUGCCUCUGGAUGAAUAUUCUCGUCUGACAUACAUCUCGGAGAAUGCCAUCCUGCCGGGACAGGUCUUUACAUAUUUCGGCGGCAGUGAGCACAAUGUCUUCCGCGCCUUGAGACAAGAGGUCUUUACGAUUUCGAAUUACAGUCCCGAGGAUCGCGUGGACGCGUUGCAGAACAUCAUCAAGGACUUCGGGUUGAAAGCUGCGCGGCAGCCAUAUACAUUCCGCGUGGCGGGAGAGACCAUCUCGGGGACCAACGUCUAUGGCGUCCUCCAAGGUCCUCGUGCGGAUGCCACCGAGGCGAUGGUGCUGAUCGCGGCGUGGAGGAAUGUCGACAAUGAGAUCAACUACUCUGGUGUAGCGCUGGCGUUAUCUCUGGCGCGGUAUUUCCAGCGUUGGAGCAUCUGGAGCAAGGACAUCAUUCUGUUGAUCCCGGAGGAUAGCAUAUAUGGUUCCGAGGCUUGGGUUUCCGCCUACCACAGCACUGCUAGCACGCCGACAUAUGCUCGGAAUAUCAGCGCUCUACCGAUCAAGUCUGGCGCACUGCAAGGGGCGGUCGCGUUGGACUAUCCCGCAGGCCCCUGGGGUCAGCGAUUCGACAAGUUGGAUGUCCUCUACGACGGCAUCAACGGCGCCCUGCCGAACCUCGAUCUCCUCAAUACAGCGGUCAACAUCGCACACGGCCAGAUGGGCAUCGACUGCACGCUCCACGGCAUGAACGAGCACGCAGACAAAUACAAAGACCGCCUCGAAUGCAUCGGUCGCGGGAUCGUUUCACAAGCGGCUGGCCACGCCACGGGUCCGCACUCGGCUUUCAUGCCGUACCACGUCGACGCCAUCACCCUACGCACGAUCGGCGACGGCUGGCAUGAUGAGAUCAGCCUGGGACGCGUGACGGAGAGCGUCUUCCGGUCGAUCAACAAUCUGCUGGAACAUUUACAUCAGAGCUUCUUCUUUUAUAUUUUGAUGAGCAAAUUACGGUUUGUGAGCAUCGGGAGUUAUCUCCCUGCUGCGAUGAUCAUCGCGGGGAGUUUCACGAUUAACGCUCUUGCUUUGUGGGUGCUGAGUGGGAGGGGUCCGGUGGAAGCACCAGGGAAUACGACGCCGAGCACGAGUGAGAAGUUGAAGGAAAAGGUUGCUGUCAGCGUCGGCGGUGACAAUGAUUCUGGUGUCGUGGUGGUGCUGCCCAAAGCUGAGUUGGAGUCGGUCGAGAGGAAAUUGGCAUUGCCUGCCAUCGUCCUUUUGGCGGUGCAUCUGCUCAGUUUUGUUCCACUCUACUUGCUCACCUCAUUACAUCAAAAGCAUCAUCUCUGGGUCUUCUCCCUCCUCACCGCGACGACCUAUCUCCUCCCGCUCCUCACCAGCGCCGUCCUCGUGCGCGGAUUCCACACGACAUCGCAACAACUCCAAGCCGUGCAGUCCUUCUCCCUGCUCUUCCUCGGUGCCGUCCUCUCCACCUGGGCGACCAUCAAUUUCUCCCUGGCGCUGGUGAUCGGCCUCCUCGCCUCGCCGUUGUCCUUCGCCCGGCCCUUCGCCACCGGCGCAAAGAAGCCAUCGGAGAAGAUUCAGAAGAAGCAGGACAUCACUUCUCCACUUCCGCUGAUCGCGAGUGUUCUCUCGACGGCGGUCUAUCUGCUGGUUUCGCCUCCCUCUGCGUUAUACGCGCUUUCGUGGGCCUCGGGGAAGGGUCUGGGUGCGACCUUGCUGGAAGUGGCUAAAGGUUGGGUCGCGCAGGGGGUUUGGAGUUCGUUGGUGGUCUGGUGUGUUUGGUGGCCUGCGUGGGUGAUCGGUGGGACGGUUCUGUUCAGCGGGCUGGUGAGAGGUUGA
Molecule: messenger RNA, 1935 nt
Organism: Dissoconium aciculare CBS 342.82
Lineage: Eukaryota; Fungi; Ascomycota; Dothideomycetes; Mycosphaerellales; Dissoconiaceae
Product: Glycosylphosphatidylinositol:protein transamidase, GAA1 component
Exons: 3
Coding region: 1-1935 (644 amino acids)
Biological process (GO): attachment of GPI anchor to protein
Cellular component (GO): membrane; GPI-anchor transamidase complex
Source: RefSeq, a predicted model, not a curated record